Boleophthalmus pectinirostris (great blue-spotted mudskipper) is the source of this 1083-nucleotide messenger RNA. RefSeq names its product small integral membrane protein 10-like protein 2A. The coding region runs from base 193 to 393 and encodes 66 amino acids. The transcript has 2 exons. The record is from RefSeq and is a predicted model, not a curated record. Lineage: Eukaryota; Metazoa; Chordata; Actinopteri; Gobiiformes; Gobiidae.
AGGAGUCGGUAGAGAAGCGGGUGGAGCUCAUCUGCCACAACAGUUAAUCAUCUGAAGAAAAAAUGGAGUACCGUGACAUAGAAAGAUAGAAAUAUGAACUGUCACACCUCUGCGGGCUUUAUGGUCGCCUUGUCGCCGCUUCACUGACCCAAAAUCCUCGCCGCGGAGACAGACGGGGCAGACCGGGCCUGUAUGGCUGGUCUGUCCCAUCUAGUGGUCCGAUUUUCGGGCUCAGCUGGACGGACUUACGGCGUGUUUUCCAAAGGCUUAACGAGGACUUUGUUAAUAUUCUUUAAUCUUGCGUGGAGGCUGCGAAUACGAUUUCCAUACAUCUACCUUGUUGCUUCGAUGAUGUUUAAUGUCCGAUUACAGGUGCACAUUGAAAUCCACUGAGCGCAUCUCCCCUGAAGCCCAUACUGUGAGCACUGCCAGGUUUGCACCCAGCAAAAAUGUACGACAAUGCACAUUGUAUUAAAAGAGGAUAUUGAAACUGGUAUGACAAUGCAACAAAGUGGCAUGUCUGGUUUAUGCAGUCAGCUUUUGUCACACAAGCCCAGUGCCUUCAGGAGAGAAGAAGCAGAGUGUCCACAGACAUGAGCUAGCACAAGCAACUUCAAGCUCACCCCCUGGAAUGACGGAGAGGAGGAAUGUGGAAGCAUGGAUCCCCUUGACACUGCCUAUUCAUUUUGGGAAACAAGGACUAAAGAACAAAAAAUCAAACAAAAAAAUGAACUGGAUCUUUGCUAAACCUCUGGAAUUUAAAAGGAAUUUUGUGUUUCAUCUCACAAACAUAGAUGGUACACGUUUUGUUCAUUUUUAUUUAGCAUGAUGUCACAAAGCAGCAUGUUCUGUUAAAGCUGCAGGGGUGUUGGUGGUUUGUUGGUGGCAAAACACUGCAGGUACCAAAACUGUGAUGCUACUAAAUGCAAACUCUUUGUCUUUAUGUUUACACACACAGCACAUCUCAUUACUAUAACAUGAAUAAUUUAUUGUGAAAUUAGUAGCCAGCAAUAUUUGUGUCAGAAGGUUUUGUUUAAGAUUAUUUGUGAUGGUUGUUUGGCUAGAAAUAAAUUAUUGCAGCCA